AUGCGGCGGUGGAUGUUGGUAGCGCUGGCGCUGCUUGCGGCGUCUGCGCAUGCGCCGGCGUCGGCCGAGAGCGACCCCGAGCUGCUGGCGAAGGGAGCCGAGGCGCUGCGGCUGAUACGGCGCCGCGCUGAGAGGUUUCCCGAUCGGCCGGAGGCGCGCAUCUACAAGGGCACCCUGGCCGACCCCGGCAUGUACCCUUACGCCGCGUUCGCCGCCGUCUUCGGGCGCGCGUGCUCCUCCACCAUCGUAGACCGCAGGUUCGUGCUGCUCACCAGGAUGUGCACCGACGCAAGGCCGGACGACGGUAUCGUGAUGGCGGGCGGCACGGAGUUCACGACGAUCCAGGACCUGACGCCGCCAGAGGUGCAGAUCCGGCAGAUCCAGCGGUGGUGGGUCCACCCGUACCGGCACGUACUCUGGCACGACAUCACCAUCGCGCGCCUCUUCGCACCCUGGGUCUUCGGGGAGUUCGUCGCCACGCUGCCCAUUCCCGACCAGCACACGUGGGGCAGCGGCAAGCUGACGUGCGCCAUGAUAGGCUUCGGCGAGGCGGUGGUGGGCGACCGCCAGCACCUGCUCCACUAUGUGGCGCUGGAGAUGCGCGACUACGGGCCGUGCCAGGAGCUCGCCUCCGCCAUGGGCAUCCCCAUCGGCGAUAACUCCUUCUGCACCACCAAGACCAAGAAGGCGUCCAUGUGCGAGGGGGACUCCGGCGGGCCGGUCAUGUGCCGAGGGCAGCUGUACGGGAUCAACUCAGACAAGAUUCCGAAGGGGCCGAAGCUGAUCCGCGAGUGCGGCGAGAAGGUGCUGUGCAACUACUACAUGUACCUGGGCUACUACAAGGGCUGGAUAAACCGCAUCAUCUACAACAACACGCUAACAGACACAGACUCCACGCUGCUGCCCACCAGACACCCCAUCAUCCAUGGGGCGAAGGGUGCGAUAAGGGCUGCAGCAGCUGCCACUGCAGCGUGUCCCCUGCUAGUGAGUGUCGGGCUGCUCCUGUGUCCGCACAAAUAAA
Schistocerca gregaria is the source of this 1021-nucleotide messenger RNA. RefSeq names its product complement factor D-like. Bases 1 to 1020 code for a protein of 339 amino acids. Gene Ontology annotation, molecular function: serine-type endopeptidase activity. NCBI's taxonomy places the organism in Eukaryota, Metazoa, Arthropoda, Insecta, Orthoptera, Acrididae. The transcript is spliced from 4 exons. The record is from RefSeq and is a predicted model, not a curated record. Gene Ontology annotation, biological process: proteolysis.